This is a messenger RNA of Gekko japonicus, 239 nucleotides long. RefSeq names its product small serum protein 2-like. The record is from RefSeq and is a predicted model, not a curated record. The annotation marks the transcript as partial. NCBI's taxonomy places the organism in Eukaryota, Metazoa, Chordata, Lepidosauria, Squamata, Gekkonidae. The transcript has 2 exons.
GUGAGUUGGUGUGUGAAAGCAGUUGUAUUGAUCCUUAUGAUGGGAACAGGCAUCCAUCCGGCUCAAAGUGGAACACAGAUCAUUGCAUGAGAUGUGAUUGCCUUGGUGGAGAAAUGGAAUGCUGUCACAGAUAUAGUGGCAUUGCAAUUGGUCCAGUAGGCUGCAAAGCUGUUGUUAAUCCUGAAACGUGCCGCUAUGAAUUAUAUCGCAUAAACAACCCUUCGGAGCCAUGUUUCUGA